UAGUGAAUUAACGGUGUUCAAAAAUAAUGUAAAAGGAUAUUUUAUAUGGACAAAAUAUGCUUAGAUAUAAUAGAAUAUAAAGAAUGGAGAAGUAUAAUUAGAUAAGAAAGUGUAGAGACUUAAUAGUUCCUGGGGCAAAGCUCAGAGGUAGACCGAGAAAAACUUGGCAGGAGGUAAUAAGGACAGACUUGAUGCAGAGGAUUUUGGGUUAGAGCUAACACAGUGUCGAUCAGAUUAAAAGAAGGUUAAUAAUAUACCUCGUCCAACCCAUGCUAGUAUGGAAAACGGACGUGAAGCUGAAAUGAUAAUAGGUUAAUGACGUAAGUGAGGCUAGUAAAGUUUGUGUUUGAUGAAAAAGAUAAAUGUAUAUGAUUAAUAUCAAAGUUUUUCUGUUACUAGGUACAUUGUUAAUGAAAACAAAAAUUGAAAGAGUUUCUCUAAGUUUUCGCUGGGUCUGAUGACCCAAGUGUCAUUGUAUGGAUUUUAAAUUAUAUUAUUAUUUGAUUUUACCAAAGAUUCAUGAAAAACGUCUUUUGGUGAAUAAAGUUUCAUUUCCUAUUUUAGCAGUCCAUUAGAAAUAUACAACUUUAUUUAAUUCGUUUUUUAAGAAACUAAGCAAAGGGCCUAGAAGACUAUGUUUCUUAUUUUUUCAUGAUUUUUGCAUUAAAAGUUUACAAAUAGGGGUUAUUUAUUUAUCAUUUAGCAUAAAUAAUACACUGGGGAAUUCUAACCUUUGACCUCUAUUUGUGAUGUCAUAUACCUUUGAAUCAAUGAUGUUCACAAUGAUGACAAGUUGAUGAUUGUGUCAUGUCAUCACUAUUGACCCAGAUUAAUAAUACGUCAUCUAGCCAUAAGAAUCAAUAAUUUAUUAGAUCCAAAGAAGAUUUUUUGUAGGGUUCACUUAAUAAUAAAAUUUUGUAGAGAAGAUGUAAUUUUUUAUGAGGCACGGAAUUCUAAUUAAAGCUAUUAAUUGGGACACUUCAAGGAAGUAAUUAACACAGUUAUUUGGAGGAAAGAGUGGUUGGGCAUGCAGCAAAAGAAAAUGGUGUGAUUCAUGUUGUAUUUGUUUUUGUAUGAAUGAAGACAAAAUGGUAGUAUUAACUAAAGCGGCACAAAUUAUUACUUUGAGUUACUUAUCAGUUUGUUUUGUUAUUAUCUGGUGUGGUAAUCUGGUGUUAUGGAUAUAUCUGAGGCGAACAACUUCAAAGGCUUCCACAUACAUAAAAGCAAUAAUCAUUGCUACAUUACCAGUGGUUGUUAUAAGUUUACCACUCAACAUGUUUCAAGUUUUUAUGAAUUUUCGUGAUGGAGGCAGUUGUAUGCAUAUCCGCUUUUUACAGUAUAUUACUCUCUUCUUUCCUAAACUGACGGUAGUCAAUCUUAUAGCUGUCAUGUCUCUAGUGCGGUAUCUUGAUAUCAUAAAUUGGAAGCAUAAACAUUUACUUGAAUAUACAAAAACAAUUGUUACUUGUGUCACUGUCUAUACGUUGAUUUUAUGCACACCGAUUGUGUAUGAAAUGUACCUGUAUUUUUUGAGCCCCACACCUCGUAGUGUAUGUAUAGAAAAAACACAUGGUAAAGAAGCUCCCUUACCAGCACCAAUUUACAGUCUUGUUUCAAUCACGUUUAGUGUGACGUCUGCAAGCUUUGUUGUUCUUGUGACCACAGUUUGUUUGCUACGAUUAGUACACCGUCAUGAAAAAUCAGUUUCAAAAAUAUUUCGCAAAAAAGUCAGAAUGGAUACAAGGCGUAUCAUGGCAACGCAAAUUUUAUGGAUAUCUUUCGCUGUCUAUUGGAUGCCUUAUGGAAUACUACAUACGCUCGGUAACAGUAUUGCUGUUUCGAAGUACGUCCAUUGUGCCAUUAUUUUGCAAGCUAUUGCGUAUUCAUCAUUUUUUACUUUACCAACUGUUUAUUAUGCAAUGGAUUUUGAGUAUGGAAAAUACAUAACUAAUAUAUUUAAAAGAAUUUUGCGAAAACUAAUGAAAUAAAGACAGAUGUUAUAUUUCUAACAUUGUAUUUCUGUUGCUAACUCAAAUAAUAGCAAUAAUUAGUAAAUGACAAUUAUUGUAAAUUAUUUUUAUUAUGCCAUUAUAAACUAAAUAUAAAUCUUUUUUAACAGUGAAUGAUUAAAAUAGUAGCUGAAUAACCCGAAGGAUUUAUUCGUGUAUAGUCCGAAUUGUUUUUAUAAAACUUGUUUUUUGGUUUAUUAUGUUAUGUUAGUAGCGUAUUUAUUUGUUUAUUAUGAAGUAUUUUUUAUUUGUAUAAUCAUAUUUGUUAUAUAACUUCCCCAUUUCCAUCAAAUUUGCAUCGAAUAUGCAGGCAUAUUAUGAUGUAAGAAUAAUGUAUUUUUUUUGUCUGUUUUUAAUACAGUGCAAUUGUCAUGAUCCAGCUAUGCUAUGUUUUUUAUAGGUAAUUCCACAUUUUUUUUCACUGAUUUUUUAUUGCUAUGUAUACAUCACACUAAAUGUUUUAUUUUUUCAGAAUUUUCGUAUUCAAUAAAAACUGUACAUUUUAAUGCUGUGUAAUGACAACUUGACCUUUCUGUUUUUAUGAAUUGUUUCCUCUAUUUCUUGAGUUAUUUCCUUUCUAGCAGUGCUGUCUCAUGCUUGCUAUAGAUGAGAAGAAUUCGGACAGUAAUGUCUAUGCCUUGUAAAUGCAAUAACUCAUUAGACUUUUUUGUUUCUGUUGAUAUAUUUUAUUUGCUGUGUAUAUUUCUCCUUAUACUUUUUAAAGGUAUUAUGAAAUAUGUUAAUUUUGUUUGUUACAAAUUUUGUUUGUUACAAAUAGUUUUACUACGUAAAGAAUAAAAUAAAAUUUGUAGGAUUUUAUUUAAAAACUGUAAUUAAAAACAAAAAUGAAAGACUUCCAAGUUAAUUAAAUUAACCCUAAUUCAAAAAUAUA
Messenger RNA from Hydractinia symbiolongicarpus, 2904 nucleotides. RefSeq lists its product as uncharacterized. The record is from RefSeq and is a predicted model, not a curated record. Lineage: Eukaryota; Metazoa; Cnidaria; Hydrozoa; Anthoathecata; Hydractiniidae. The transcript is spliced from 2 exons. Bases 1074 to 1991 code for a protein of 305 amino acids. Gene Ontology annotation, cellular component: membrane.